GUCAAAGUAAAAACAAAAGACAGUAAAGUCGACAAGGAAGAGUUUGCAUUUUAGGUGCUGUGUCGAAGUUUUCGUUGUAACAAUUAGAGUGCGUAAACACAAUCGGUGGAUGGCUCCUCUAAAGAAAUCCAAGAAAGAUUCUAACAAGUUGAAGAAAAUCAAAGCCAAAAACAAGAAAAACAAGUCCAUCAACAUUGUUCCUGUUGAGAACAAAGGAACUGAAUGCGAUUGGUGGGAUAGUUUCUGGCACAAGAAUUCAUCAACCCCAGGUUCUGGUGUACCUAGUGAUGAAGAGGAAGGUUUCAAGUAUUUUUUCCGUGCUUCCAAGAAGACUUUUGAUUACAUAUGUUCACUUGUAAGGGAGGACCUUAUCUCAAGACCUCCUUCAGGUCUGAUAAACAUUGAGGGAAGGCUUCUUAGUGUUGAGAAGCAAGUUGCGAUUGCAUUGAGAAGAUUGGCUUCUGGUGAAUCCCAAGUUUCAGUUGGGGCAUCAUUUGGGGUCGGGCAGUCCACUGUGUCUCAAGUUACCUGGAGAUUCAUUGAGGCAUUGGAAGAACGUGCAAAGCACCAUCUUAAGUGGCCAGAACCUAGUGAGAUGGAUAUAAUCAAGUCUGAGUUUGAACAAUCAUUUGGUUUGCCUAACUGUUGUGGAGCAAUUGAUGCAACUCACAUUAUAAUGACUCUUCCUGCUAUUCAAACCUCAGAUGAUUGGUGUGAUCAGGAAAGCAAUUACAGCAUGCUUUUGCAAGGUAUCGUGGACAGCGAGAUGCGUUUUUUAGACAUAGUGACAGGAUGGCCUGGGGGCAUGACCACUUCAAGGCUGUUCAAGUGCUCUGGAUUUUAUAAACUCUGUGAAAGUGGUGAUCGUUUAAAUGGAAAUGUCAAAAUGGUGUCUGAAGGAGCAGAAGUUAGAGAGUACAUUCUAGGAGGAUUUGGUUACCCUCUUCUUCCAUGGCUUAUUACACCUUAUGAAGGUGAAGACCUCUCGGAUCCUAUGCUAGAUUUCAAUGCGGUGCAUGAGACUGCAAGUUCAGUUGCAGUAAAAGCCUUCUCACAAUUGAAGGGAGGUUGGAGAAUCCUUAAUAAGGUUAUGUGGAGACCUGAUAAACAGAAACUCCCAAGUAUCAUCCUUGUGUGUUGUUUACUUCAUAAUAUUAUCAUUGAUUGUGGAGACAAAUUACAUCCUGACGUUGCCGUAUCUGGUCAUCAUGACCCAGGAUAUGAGGGACAGAGUUGCAAGCAGAUCGAAUCAGUGGGGAGAUUAAUGAGGGGCAAAUUAACUCAACACUUACAGACUACCAAAAAAGAAGGCUCAAUGAAGAUGAUCGUCUAACACUGCAUUGGAAAAAUUGCGGUGAUUUUCUUAUCACGGGCAUAUCUUUUCCAAGGAAAUAGAGGGCCGUUUCAAAAACUUUUGUUUCAAACCAUGCUGAAGAUAUAAAUGGAGUUCAGGUACAAGAUCUUUCUGAAUGUAGAAAAGGGUGUUUCAUAGUCCUUGAAUAUAUGUGAAGACUUACCUUUCAUACCUAACAGUUUCACAUGUCAUUUAGGUAAAAAUCUUUCUACAUUAUUCUAAUCAUCACUCUUUUUCUUUUUUUGUUGUGACAUAUGGCCUGUCCUAGAUUAUCUGCAUUUAACUAGAGACUUGAAUCAACUGUCAAUAAUAAUGUAAAGUGGAAUUACCCUUAUUUCAUCCA
Molecule: messenger RNA, 1697 nt
Organism: Solanum stenotomum
Lineage: Eukaryota; Viridiplantae; Streptophyta; Magnoliopsida; Solanales; Solanaceae
Product: protein ANTAGONIST OF LIKE HETEROCHROMATIN PROTEIN 1
Exons: 2
Coding region: 110-1333 (407 amino acids)
Cellular component (GO): ESC/E(Z) complex; PRC1 complex
Molecular function (GO): chromatin binding
Source: RefSeq, a predicted model, not a curated record